AUAACAUUUUGGUAAUCAGAAAGACAUAUUGCUUUGACUGAAGCAGAGUUCAUUGUAUAGUUCAAACAGAUUCAUAUGCAUGCGGUUGGGGUAAAGCUAACACUAUUCAGACUGUUUACACAUGUAAGUCUCCUUGCAGUUCUGUAUGUGUGUGCAUAUGCCUACGUGUCUGUCUCACCUCAUAGGUACUUUGAAAGAAACUUUGUAGUCAAUAUUACCAGAAUCUCCUUUUAACAUUUAAAAACAGAGAAGUUUCUAUUAUUAAAGUUUGCAAGAUUUUGCCCGGUGCUGUUUUUAAGAUGACACACUUGGGGCCAGGGAGAUGGCUCAGUGGUUAAGAGCACUGGCUACUCUUCCAGAGGUCCUGAUUUCAAUUCCCAGCACUCACAUAGCAACUCACAACCAUCUGUAACUCCAGUUCCAGGAGACCCAACACCCUCUUUUGGCCUCAGUAGGCACCACACAUGUGUGUGUAGUGCACAGAAAUACAUGCAGGCAAAGUACCCCUAUGUGUAAAAUAAAAGAAAAAAAUUAAAAGACGGCAUACUUUCUGUGCCAGUUUCUUAAAAUAUGGGCACAAUAGUGACAUUUUAUACAUUUGCAAACGUGUGUUUAAUUUAGUGCUUGGGCCCUGAGUCUCAGCCUUCAUAAUCCUAUCAGGAUAGAACUCAGGCACGCAGCUGCCCAGCUGAGAGCCCUUAAUGAGCCUCCCUACAGAUGUAAACAUUGUUCUCAAGGGAGGGACAUUCUCAGGAUUUUGAUGCUGCAGUUCACUGGCCAGUCCACAACACAAUUAGGAAACAUCCAUUAACCUCACAAGUAAAAUUCGAGACUCUAUGUUCCUUUUCAACUCCUAAAGAGAACUAGAGGGAGACAGAACUGGCCACUGGAGAGAGCAUAACUGUAUGCUGCCUGGGACCCCUCAGCUACCCACAGAAGCCAGCAUGUCUUGGGUCCUGCUUUCUGUCCUUUGGCUCAUCAUUCAAACCCAAGUGAUAGAUACAAAGUCGGCCCCCGAAUUAAAGCUCCAUGAAAUAGUUCGUCCUAAAAAAUUACCCUUUUCACACAGAAGAGGAUCCGAGCACAAUCAGACAGAGAGCGAUGCCAAAGAGGAAAAAUAUGCGCCUGAAGUUCAAUAUCAGAUCAUACUAAAUGGAGAAGAAAUUAUCUUUCACCUGAAGAGAACCAAGCAUCUCCUGGGGCAAGACUGUACUGAAACAUCUUACUCAGCCAGAGGAGAAGAGGCGACCAGACGCUCUCAGGAUGUGAAACCCUGCUACUACGAAGGCCACAUCCUGAAUGCAAGGGACUCUCUUGCCAGUAUCAGUACAUGUGAUGGAUUGAGGGGGUACUUCACACAUCAUGAUCAAAGAUAUCUGAUAAAGCCUCUACAGAGCACAGAUGAGGGAGAACAUGCUGUUCUUCCAAUCAUCCAGGGGGAAGCAGACACAGCUAAUUACAAGCAUGGUGAGAAGCAUGCUGGCAGGAAACGAAGCCAUUUUAGAAUUUCCAGGUCCUUAAACAGCUCAAAUGACUUUCUUCAAGAACAGAAAUAUGUUGAUCUCUUCUUGGUGUUGGAUAAUGCCUUUUAUAAGAUGUAUAACGGGAAUGUGACUCGGAUAAGAAGCUUUGUGUUUGAGGUGAUGGAUCUGCUCAAUGUGAUUUACAAAACCAUAGAUAUUCAAGUGUCUUUGGUGGAUAUGGAAAUCUGGUCUGACAGUGAUAAGAUAAAGGUGGAACCCAGGAUUGGUGCCACAUUCCAAAACUUCCUGAAAUGGCAUUACUCUACUCUGGGAAAAAAGAAGAUCCAUAACCAUGCCCAGCUUCUCAGUGGAUCUGGCUUCCUCUAUAGACGUGCAGGAAUGGCAGCUGCGAAUUCCUUGUGUUCUACAUCUUCAGUGUCUGUUGUUGAGGCCAAAGGAAAGAAUAAUGUGGCUCUCGUAGCAGUGAUGUCCCAUGAGUUGGGCCAUGCCCUUGGUAUGAGGGAUGUUGUAUAUAGCACCAAGUGUCCCUCUGGCAGCUGUGUGAUGAAUCAGUACCUGAGUUCAAAAUUCCCCAAGGAUUUCAGUACUGCCAGCCGCUCACUCUUUCAAGGAUUCCUUUCAUCUAGAAAUGCAAGGUGUCUGCUGUCGGCACCUAGUCCUAAAAAUAUAAUAAAACCAACCUGUGGGAACCAACUUCUGGAAGUGGAGGAAGGCUGUGACUGUGGCUCUCCUGAGGAAUGUACCAACCUUUGCUGUGAGCCCCUGACAUGUAGGCUGAAAUCUCAAACUGACUGUGAAGAAGAAGCAUCCAACCAUAUCACAGAAUGAUCCAGUGUCUACUUCGCUGAGAAGCUUCUUUGCCAGGACAAAAGUCUAGAAGCUGAUACACCAGGAGUCUUGCCUUGUUUCACUUUGUGCUUCUAUGUAGACUGGCCUCUGAAUGCCAUGUGUGAAUCCGUAGGUUCAAUCACUGAACAAUAACAUCCCAAAAUACACGCAUAUCUAUAGUAUGUAGACAUGUUCUCAAUAUUUCCUAAAUAAUACCGUGUAACAAUUAUUUGCAUAGCAUUUUUUGUUGAUGAGGUGUUAGAAGUAGUCUUAAGAUGACAAAACAUUUACAAGAAUUUCAGUAGUUGUAAGCAAAUAUACUCCAGUUCUUAUAAAGAACCUCCAGUCCAAAGAUUUAGGUAUCUGGGUAUUCCUGGAGCCAAUCUCUAGUAGACCCUGAAGGAAGACCUCUUUCCAUUCUGCUUUCUGUGUUUUUACCAGUCUAGCCAACAAGUAAAUAGAUGUGAGAUGCUGUCUAUACAUUCAGGUUUUAUCUGCAGUGUGAAUGUGAGAACCUUGAAAAUGUGGUUUUAGUUUCAGUCUUUGCAGAACAAAAGAAAAUGAACCUUUGCUGAAGUUCCUCAAAACACUCCACUGCAUUGUUGAGUCAAUCCCAAACUGCAAAAUGACAAGUAAUUUGACCCUAAAUCUCUUCGCUAGUGUAGGAAGAGCAGAGCCUAGUCCCUUGCUGUUCCUCAUUUUGUCUACCUCCCCAAGUGUCCCUGCUUAGCUGUCUCAUGGAAUAUUGGUUACAUCCAAACACUUUUCAUUGAUCAAAUAGUUUCUCAUGUUUUCUCUUACUGUCAGGUGUAAGAUUUAUUUUAAGAAAUCUGUGUUGCUUGCAACUUAGUGGAA
Molecule: messenger RNA, 3167 nt
Organism: Peromyscus californicus insignis
Lineage: Eukaryota; Metazoa; Chordata; Mammalia; Rodentia; Cricetidae
Gene: Adamdec1
Product: ADAM like decysin 1
Exons: 14
Coding region: 906-2312 (468 amino acids)
Biological process (GO): proteolysis
Molecular function (GO): metalloendopeptidase activity
Source: RefSeq, a predicted model, not a curated record